GGGGAUCAAAUGCUUUUUUCCCUCACUGUAUCAUAUCAAAUAUGGGUUAGCAUUAAUUUGGCUAAAUUCAAGCUCUGAAAAUUCAACAUAUUGGUUCAGAUGACAAUCUCAAAGCAGAGCACAUGGGAAUUUGCGACCCUUACAGUGGACGGGACAAAACGGGCACUUGGUUUCUCUUCAUUGACACAAGGUUUACACUGCUCUGCGAGAUUACGAUGCUGAAAGCACAAUGUAAUACAUCAGGGAAAAUGCCCCCCAUAGAAUAAAAGACAUUCAUGACGCAGUGACGUGAACUAUAACCUUGAGUGGCACGAGGAACGAGACUAAAAGUUCUUCCAGGCGUUAAUGAAACCCUUGGGACAUCGACGAUGAUGACGACGGACAAAGUGUAUUGCACUUUAAACAGACCGUGCGGGGAAAUAACACAGGUUCAUGAAGGCCGUACAUUUUAUGUUUUUAUGUCAGGACACAGACUUCUCGUACAGCCUUUAUUAAACUCAACCGAUCUCUGACAAGACACGGCUAUGCCAGUGCGUCAGAGUGGUAAUAUGAUAAGUGAAUGAAAGAUAAACAACCACAUUAGUUGAUGGACUGGUUUAGGUCUCAACCCACAUCUCACCUCACGGGCACCUGGCUUCACAAGCCCAAUAUAAGGGGCAGUUAGGAAGCUGUGAGAUAUACGCCAACGGCAAGAACACCUAAUACUUCACGUCCUUAAAGCUCACCGUCAAGUUAUGUCAUUCUACAGUGCAUUCGUGAACAUCAUAAUAAUUAUUAUUAUUCUUUUGACAACGCUAUUUAAACGUUCGGUAUGUGUUAUAUAAGCCACAUUCUGCUGAUGAGACUCAGAGAGUCAAAAUCGGUCGGUAUGUGUUAUAUAAGCCACAUUCUGCUGAUGAGACUCAGAGAGUCAAAAUCGGUCCAUAGCUUUGCCCGCUCAAACGAAUGUUUCUGGAAAACAGAUCUGGAAGGCCAAUAAACGUAUCAGCAACAGUCGGUAUGUCCACUGCUUAAUGAAGGAAUCCCCAUAUGAUCACCAUCCCUUACGGUCCAGUGCUGCAAGCCAUCCAUCUCACAGCCGCACAUUAACUGAUCCCAUAGCGCCAUCUCUACUGUGGACGUCCUAUGUGACACGUUCUCUCCAAUAGCUGCCAUUCCAUCAAUCUGUCUCGGCCAUCCUAACGAGGGGACACGUUGGUCCAGCGGUGGGUGCUGUGAUGCCAGACGGACAGCCAGGGUCGGAUUAAAGUUGUUUAGCUGUGGCAAAGCCAUGAACGAUGUUAUCGUAAGACAAACAAGUUCAAUAAAAGUGUGUAGAAAUACCGAUGGCCACGCUACUGUCGCUCAGUUGUAACAGCAACAUAGAAUGGAGGGCCUUGAGGAGGGCCUACAAAACUAGGCCCUAUGGAUGAAUCCAGUGUUCUUCACUAAUUUUCAGAGGGGCGGGACACUUUCGCCUAUAAUGCAUCAGUGUGAGGGCCGCCACACGUUUGAAACCAUUGGGUUUGACAGCAGCACGAUGUAUGUGUGUGGUCUCCAAUCCAUGUGUUCCUGUUCAUGUGCAGGUUAAUAUAUUUGUGCCAAUAAUAUACAGCGCCUGUGUAUAUUUCCUUCACAAUUGUCUUGCUUUGAAGCACUGUCGUUCCGACAGUUCUGUUCCUUCACCUGAAGAAGGCUACUUGUGUUGUGGCCGAAACGUCGUGAGAAUUUUAUUGUCUUAUUUUGUUUUAUUGUUUUAUUCUCAUUCUACGUGACUUUACCGAAAGAACCAAGAAGAUUAAACAGCACUUUUUUUUACCCUAGAUGGGCAGGCCCACUUGCAAUUUGAGUCUUCAGUGCACUCUCCAUUGUUUUCACUGUAACACAGGCGUUUACACAUCCCCAUCACCUGCUCCAUCCGUUGGCACUUUCAUUCAUCCUGUUGAGUUCGAGUGGAGCCGACUAGAGCGGUGCGUGUGGUGUAGGAGGGACGCCAAACGAGGUAACCGCAUGGCAUGGAUUGUGAGUUUUAACAAAGGCAGAUAUUGUAGAGGGGUUGCUCUCGCACAAACACACCACGCGUGUGAAUGUUGGUCUACGUGUCUAUCUGUACAUGUACUUGUGUGUAUGUAAAAUUCCACUGAUGUUGACCGUGGCUGGAAAUCGAACACAGGUCGCCGUGUACGAUUCCCGGGCCAAGGCCAACAUCAGUGACAAAUAUCUGAACCGGUCCUGUGACUCCCCCAGAUCAGCGCCGAGCCUUAAACGAGUAAGCUGCUGCUGCUGCAAUGUGUGAACAUCAGCACUGGGGAGACAAAAGUGGCCGUGCGUGGUGCUGACUACGCCACAUCCUGAUCUGUAUAAGUACUCGCUAAAAGCACCCGUCCCAACAGACGCUGUAGACGAUACCGGUGGGGACCUUUUGUGGGAUCUUUGUCUGUGUGUCUAAGUGUCAAUCAUUGAUCUUAAUGUAGGAACAGGUUAGAGUUAACUAGAGCAACAGUAGGCCUCUUUCCAGGUCGGUAUGACCUGUGCUUGUUUAUUUGGCGAAUGUGUAGUUGCAGCUAUGUUCAUACAUUUCAUGUACUGCGAUGCAGUAUGGACAUAUGUGCCAGGCUAAGUGUUUGUUUGUGUAUAUUGUACACAUUGUGUAACAAGUGUGUAUUGGGCGUUGUGUAUAUUUGUCAAUGUGUGUAGCUCUGUGCACGAGUGUGUAUGUCAUGUACAUGUGUGUACAGAUGUCUACGUGUAUAAAACAACUUGUCAAUGUAUACAUACAAGUGAGUGGACAAAUUUAGAUGUAUGUUGAACUUCUAUUGCACCGUAGGUAGCCAAUCGUGCUAAUCGGAGGUGCGGGGGAAGGGCCACAAACUAAACCCACGCAAACAAAACAUCUGCUAAUCCAGCCGACUUUGUUUUGCAAGCCUGACUCUGCUGAUGAGACCGAGAAAGGUCGAGACCGGUCCCGAGUAUUAACAGUCUGGCAGGUGAAAUGUUCGCAAAAGACAAAACUGCAGCUACGACAAUUUUUAUUGCAUCGCUGACACCAAACCUGGAUAGUGCUUGGUCGGGUGACCACCAUGUAAAAACAGCAUGUGUUUUCGGCUUCUGCGUGGCUACAUUGUGCGGAUAAGUCUAUUGUUGAAACUGUACUGUGCUCCCAACAUUUAUGGUCCUCGCCGUCACGAACCUGCACUGACCGGUUCGAUUAAGUGUGUGGGGUAGGAGGUUCAACAAUCGUAGUUGGUUGCUUCCUCUGUUGACAUGUGCGGCCAUGUGCACGCGUGAAAUGCACUUUGACCGCGUAACUUUAAAUAACUUCCAGGGCCAAAGUGUCUCAACGUGCACGGCAAAGUCGCCGCCGCCGGCAGCGCUCAAAGUGGGGCCCCGCAGGUAGGAACGGUCCUCUUACCUUCUUCCACUCCAGAACCACCGCGCUACGAGAUGCCGACGCUGCGGGGCUACGCGUGGCAGCUGCCGACGCUGCUACUGCCGCUGCUGCUGCUGCUGCCACCUUCGCCGUGGUCUCCCUCCGCCACCGCGGAGGCGGCGCGAAUCCUCGCGGUGCCCGUGGACGGCAGCCACUGGAUGGGCAUGAAGACGCUGCUGCUGGAGCUGACCCGGCGCGGGCACAGCAUCACCGUCCUGCGCAGCAGCACGACUCUGUUCGUGGACGAGACAUCCGACGACUUCCACAUCGAGAACGUGCAGAUUCCGGCCAAGACGGUGAUCACUCGCGAGGAGGGCUUGGCAAUGGCCGAGCGCUGGAUCCUGGACGUCGCCUUCGCUCCGCCGAGCUCGUUUUUCAGCACCGUCUCCUCCACGCUGGCGAUGGCACGGGCGAUGGCCGGCAUGGCGUCCGACAUGGCGGUGGCCAUCGAGCAGACGCUGGGCGACGGCGCGCUCAUGUCGCGGCUGCGGGACGCGCGGUUCGACGCCGUUCUCGCCGACACGUUCUACCCCGGCGGGCCCAUGGUGGCACGUGCACUCGGCCUCCCCGUCGCGCUGCUGGGCCGCUGGGAGGUGGGCGGCGACGUGCACCUGCAGCUGGCGCCUGCGCCGCUCUCUUACGUGCCGGCGCUCGACUCGCGCUACAGCGACCACAUGGGAUUCGCGCAGCGCCUCGACAACUUCAUCAGGUACUGGAGCGCGUACGUGCUCAACCGCGCGCUCGUCUUCCCCACGUUCGACCGCCUGUGCGAGCGCCACCUGGGUGCCGACGUCUCCUACGAGCAGCUGUACCAGCGCGCCGACGUCGUGCUGCUCAAGAUCGACUUCGUGCUCGAGUACCCGCGCCCCACCAUGCCCAACUUCGUGUACGUGGGCGGCCUCCAGUGCCAGGAGGCGCGGCCGCUCGCCGGCGAGCUGGCGGCGCUGUACGCCGGCGCGGGUCCGCACGGCGUGGUGGUGGCGUCGUUCGGCUCGCUCGUCUCCUCGCUGCCGCCGCGCGUCGCCGAGGAGGUGGCCCGAGCGUUCGCCCGCCUGCCGCAGAAGGUGGCGUGGCGCCACGCGGGACCGCGGCCGCUCGGGCUCGGCGACAACACGCUGCUGCUGCCGUGGCUGCCGCAGAACGACCUGCUGGCGCACGGCGCCACGCGGGCCUUCGUGUCGCACGGCGGCGAGGGCGGCGUCUACGAGGCCAUCCGCCACGGCGUCCCGCUGCUCGGCAUGCCCAUGUACGGUGACCAGCACGACAACGUGGCGCGGCUGGUGGAGCGCGGUGCUGCGCUGUCGCUCGGCGGGCGGCUGCACGCACUGACGAGCGACGAGUUCCUGGCGCCGCUGCGGCGGCUGCUGGACGAGCCGCGGUUUGGCGAGGCGAUGCGCCGGCUGUCCCUCCUGCACCGCGACACGCCGGUGCCGCCGCUGGACCUCGCCACGUUCUGGGUGGAGUUCCUGGCGAGGAACGGCGGGGCGUCGCACCUGCGCGUCGCCGGCCUCGAGAUGCCCACGUACCGCAGGUGCUCGCUGGAUGUGGCGCUGGCGCUGCUGCUGGCGCUCGUGGCGGCGGUUGCAGUUGGCGCCUUGAUGUUGGUGCGGGUCAAGAGGUGGCUUUGUCAGUCGGAUGAGAGGCCGAAGAGGGAGUGAGCGAGCGAGUGGUAGAGGUGGUUGUGAUGGAUGUCGAACAGCUGUCUGCGCGUAGAAAACCGUGCUAAUCGGUGCAGGGGAAAGGACAACAAACUACAAUCUAGAGAUUACGAUGGUAUUGGUGUUGAUUAUGAUUGUGAUAAUACUGAUUGGAGUGAUGAUUUUUUUUUGUUUGUUAUCGAGUUCUUCACUGAAACUAACGCCUCUGUCCAGAUUCGUCAACAGCGGGUCACACCGUGGCAGACAACACGAGACGUGUGCGGAGCAUCUUCAUUAAAAAAAAAACAAUAACACAUGUACGUACACGGGCGGCCAAUAUCGACUCCGGCCAGGAGGUGGCUGGCAGGGCUCUUGAGUCGAGAACCUUGCAUCCACGACCAUCCGUGUGUAUAACUGGUCUCUGAUGCAGACCUGCGCAGUGCGGUGAUAUACACACAUACCGUUGCCACUUUUGCAAAUAAAUGUGGUGCCGCCCAUCUGAAGCCCCUUCA
Petromyzon marinus (sea lamprey) is the source of this 5558-nucleotide messenger RNA. The record is from RefSeq and is a predicted model, not a curated record. NCBI's taxonomy places the organism in Eukaryota, Metazoa, Chordata, Hyperoartia, Petromyzontiformes, Petromyzontidae.